AUGGCUUACGACUUAAGAGAAAAAAUUGUUUUCAUCACUGGCGGUGCACUAGGCAUCGGAGCUUUGUCCGCUAAGUUUUUCCUUGAUGAAGGCGUUAAGCAUGUCACUGUGACAGAUGUAAAUGACAGCGCGGGAAAAAAAUUGGAGAGCGAAUUGAAUUCCAAAUUUAAAGGCCGUAUGAAGUUUAUAAAAUGCGACGUAACAGUAGACGAAGAACUCUUCGGUGUUUAUAAUCAAAUUAUUAACGAAUUUGGAUUUAUAGAUGUUGUUAUCAACAAUGCGGGUAUUAUGAACGACAGCAUAUACAAGAAGGCAAUAGAAGUUAAUUUUUUACCAUCGAAUUAUGAAGGAACUGGGGUUAGAGUAAUAACCAUGUGUUACGGAGCCACAGAUACAAGUCUCCUAAGCAAAGAUAAAUUGGCCUCUUUCGAGCGGGAAAUCAAUGAGGAUUUAUACAAUUUUGUGCACUCAGUCCCUCUACAAAGAGCUGAUUCAGCGGCAAAAAGCCUCAUUGAAGUUUGCAAGCAAGGCGAAAGUGGAAGUACAUGGCUGUCGAAGAAUGACCUUCCAGUUGAAGAUGUGACUCCUCUUGACUUUGUAUAUUCAAUUUUUCCAGUGCACAAUUUAUUUUGUACUUAA
Messenger RNA from Leptosia nina, 639 nucleotides. Lineage: Eukaryota; Metazoa; Arthropoda; Insecta; Lepidoptera; Pieridae. The record is from the annotation of a GenBank genome assembly.